Pestalotiopsis fici W106-1 is the source of this 2352-nucleotide messenger RNA. RefSeq lists its product as uncharacterized. The record is from RefSeq and is a predicted model, not a curated record. Gene Ontology annotation, biological process: proteolysis. Gene Ontology annotation, molecular function: serine-type peptidase activity. The coding region runs from base 1 to 2352 and encodes 783 amino acids. NCBI's taxonomy places the organism in Eukaryota, Fungi, Ascomycota, Sordariomycetes, Amphisphaeriales, Sporocadaceae. The transcript has a single exon.
AUGCACUCAUUCCUCAUCCUGUCAAUUUUUAAUGCGGCUGCCCAGGCAUGGAAUACACCGUGCGCGGAGGUCUCAUCAUCAUGGGCGGCACAAGCCACUGCAGCUUUCACGCGAACCCGCCGAGCUCAAGUCCCAGCUCAACUUGCAUUCGAAUGUCUCAUGUCAGUGCCGGUCGACAUAGAAGGUGACAUCAAACAAAUUGAAGAGCCGAAACAUUUCUUGGAAUUUCAAUCUACACUCAACUGCCUAAAUACUGGUCACUACAUCAAUAUCGAAAGUGCUAUUCACAACAAGCCUCUCAAUCUACUAGCCGAGCUCGAUUACACUGCGCAAUCGAUUAAAGACCGGGCAUACCAUAGCGACUUCGAAGUACAGCUUGCCCUACACUCCUUAUUCCGGCGUGCCAAAGACUCUCAUCUGCGGAUCUUCCCAGAUAUGCUCGAAGUUUUCUUAUUUGUCCGGCCUGAGACGAAGCUCGUCUCAAUUUCAGAAGAUGGCCUGGAUUUGCCUCGGCUAUAUCUACUCUCAGACCUACAUCUUGCAAGCGCCUCAGGCAAUUUUGUGCCAUCAUGCGUUGAGACUAUCAAUGGCAAAAAUGCUACCGAAUAUCUGCAAAGCUUAUGGACUCACGGUACCUACCACGACGAAGAUGCGCAGUAUAACAGCUUUUUCCCCAACCCUGCUGCUGAGGUGGUGGGGAUGGAUAGUGGUGGACAGUUUCACCUCACGCAAGGUCUGUACGAUGGACCAGUCACAACGUUUGGAUUCAUGAACGGCUCGAGGGUAGUGAAUGAGAACAUUGCCAUGAUUCGCGAGUUUUACAACUUCUCCAACAUCAAUGACGGCUCCUCCUUCUUUGCAAAAUUUUGUCAGGGAGACACGAAUGAGGUUGAAGCCAAUUCCCCGACUCAGACGUCGGCAGAAUCGAUCGAACCCAUCUUCUUACGUUCAGACACUUACAUGCUGCCCGAAGAAUAUCCAGAACCCGUUAUUACUCAAAGUGGGCUCUCAGUCCAAGGUUAUCAACUCGAAUCUCGUCGACAUUAUGACGUUGCUGUCCUCGCUCUUCCAAAUUUCAAACCGAUUGCGGAACCCAGACAAGACACGGAUGAAACGGUCGCGGGAUUCCUCGAAGCCCAAGCAGUUCUCCAGGAUUUCAUAAUGCAAUCGAAACAGAAAGGAUUGAAAAAGCUUAUUAUCGAUCUUCGCGGCAAUAGCGGCGGAACCAUUGACAUGGCAUUUGAGUUCUUCAAGCAACUAUUCCCAAGUGUGGAACCGUUUGGGGCAUCUAGGUUUCGGGCUCAUGAUGCUUUUUAUAUGUACAGCAAGUCAGUAGCGGAUCUAAUCGAAAGCGAUACAGCCAUGGUGAUGAACGACGGGUUGUUUAGUGAAGUGGCAAGGAGCACCGCGAACUUCCAAAAUCUUCUGAACAUUGAAGGGAUGCCAUUCGCAAAUUUCACUACAUAUUACGGACCAUACAGAGAAGACGGUGAUGCUUUCACCGCCAUCAGACGAUACAACUUCUCGAAUCAUUUGGGAGGACACACAUUAGCGCCAUAUGUCAAUAUUACCGGCUACAAUUUCGCCCUGCUCGCAUCACCCACUCAACCAUUUCUACCUGAGAACAUGGUUAUACUACAUGAUGGAAUCUGCCAAUCUGCUUGCGCUAUAUUUUCGCAGCUUAUGAGAGAGCAGGGCCACGUUCAGACAAUAGCUAUUGGCGGCCGGCCUCGGAAGGAGCCAAUGCAAGGCGUAGGCGGGACCAAAGGCGCGCAGCUAUUAACGUUUGACUCUAUCAUUAAACACAUGCAAACAACUCUGCGCAUCACCUCAGUCUUACACGGUAAGGACGGGGAACGAAGGCUCCUGCAGACGACGCCCGUUGGAAGCCUGCUGAAUGCUUCUCAGAUACGCCUCCGUUCCGCGCGGUUCAGUGGAGAUGGGCACGCCAAUGGAGCAGUCAACUCACUUGAUAAUAUGGGACGAGUAGAUGAUAAGCUCGUCCCUCUAGAGUUCGUAUAUGAGGCAGCCGAUUGUCGCUUAUUUUACACGGCCAAAUCGUAUAUUAACCCCACACGGCUGUGGGAAAUGGCAGCGGAUGCUAAAUGGGGCGAUUCGAGCUGUGUUGAAGGGAGUAUGAGCCAUGCGACGGCCAUUGGAUCCAUGCGUGGGGAGCCUUUCAAUACAAGCGAAAAUCUGAAAUUCAUAGGGUUUUUCCGCUUUUCAAUCACGUGUAUGAUAGUGUUUACAUUCAUUGUCGGGGCAUUUCACUCCCUACGGAAAUCUCCAUCUGUUCCAGAGGAUGAUUGUAAGGGUUACCAUCAAAUCAAUAGCGCCGAUUUGGACUUUUGA